Messenger RNA from Cornus florida, 573 nucleotides. RefSeq names its product dirigent protein 23-like. The transcript has a single exon. The record is from RefSeq and is a predicted model, not a curated record. NCBI's taxonomy places the organism in Eukaryota, Viridiplantae, Streptophyta, Magnoliopsida, Cornales, Cornaceae. The coding region runs from base 1 to 573 and encodes 190 amino acids.
AUGGAAAAGCUACCCAUGACUCUAUUGAUUUGCUCAAUGUUCAUAGUCACGCCGGUGGUUCGUAGCAUUGCUCAAUGGCCGGAAGCAGUGGAAGAGUGGUUCGGAAAACUCAGCCAUGCAAAGGAAAAGGUGACCAAGCUUCAUUUCUACUUCCAUGACUUGUCAAAUGGGAAGAGCCCAACCGCUAUACAAGUGGCCCAAGCCAACACAUCCAAUACCUCACCCACCUUGUUCGGCGAGGUUUAUAUGAUGGAUGACCUAUUAACAGUUGGGCCGGAACCAUCUUCCAAACCCGUGGGCCGAUUCGAGGGGCUUUAUGGUUCAGCAUCCCUUUCCGAAUUUAGCCUAAUCAUGGCUGUGAACUUUUUCUUCACAGAUGGAGAUUACAAUGGUAGCACUCUCGCUGUCAUGGGCAGCAACCCACUGUUGCAUCAGUACCGUGAACUGUCCAUUGUUGGUGGCUCUGGCAUUUUCCGGUUGGCACGUGGAGUUGUUACAUUGAAUACUUAUUUAUAUAAUCGUACUAAGGGUAAUGCUAUUAUCGAGGUGAAUGUUGUAGCUAUCCAUUAUUAG